UGAAUAUUGGUAAAUGGAUCAGAAUGCAAAAUUAUUUUUUCGUUCCUAUAAAAAUCAGUUACAGCUGGUAAUUUUUUUAGAAUUUAAAGUAGCUAUACUCUUAUUGCAUACACUUAUGCAGAAUGAGCUCAUCUCCAAAUUCCGACGAUGAUAGGAAAAUCGAGUUUAAUCCGCUUCUGCUAAAUGGUAGCCGAAAAAGCGCUUUUCUGCCUUACAAACCAACCAACACAGUCCUAACAAAUUUGCAACGGGGCAAUACCGAAGCAAGCAUACCUAGUGAAAUCUGUUUGAACUUCCACGAAAAAACUGGCCAAGGCGAGAUCACUGAAGAACAAAUUCGCGCAGAAAAAUCGGUGGACACUGUCGACUCAAAUAGCUAUACUCCGCUGCAUUGGGCCUGCUAUUACGGGCAACUUUCAUCAGCCCAAAUUCUGAUCAACUGUGGAGCGGAUGUCAACCGUCAGGCAAUCGAUAUGGUCACUCCGUUGCUGCUUGCAGCCGCCGGUGGUCAUCAUGAAAUCGUCCGGCUGCUGCUUCAGAAAGGUGCCAAUGUGAACCACAUGGAUGUGAUUGGUAAUACCGCACUAAUGUAUGCUGCUGCUGGGAAUCAUCCGCACACGUGCAAUGAGUUGCUCAGCCGCUGUGCCAAGUUUACCGAUAGUAACGAAGAGGGCGAAACAGCCUACAGCUUGGCUGUGAAGAACCAAGCUGGUUUGUCUCAGGCUGUGCUGGAAAAUUACAUUACGGCACUGUUGAUGUCGUAGCUAGUUAGUAGUUUACAUGAGCUGUUUGUGCAUUUUUUACCACUAGCUUUUAAAUUUGAAGUUAUAUUCAAAUAUCAAUAUACAUGUUUUAUGUAAUAA
Molecule: messenger RNA, 863 nt
Organism: Topomyia yanbarensis
Lineage: Eukaryota; Metazoa; Arthropoda; Insecta; Diptera; Culicidae
Product: DNA-binding protein RFXANK-like
Exons: 3
Coding region: 123-764 (213 amino acids)
Molecular function (GO): protein binding
Source: RefSeq, a predicted model, not a curated record